Messenger RNA from Uncinocarpus reesii 1704, 2217 nucleotides. RefSeq lists its product as uncharacterized. The transcript is spliced from 3 exons. The record is from RefSeq and is a predicted model, not a curated record. The coding region runs from base 1 to 2217 and encodes 738 amino acids. Lineage: Eukaryota; Fungi; Ascomycota; Eurotiomycetes; Onygenales; Onygenaceae. Gene Ontology annotation, cellular component: cytoplasm.
AUGUCCCCAAAGACAUUUAUCAAGGACCUCCGCCGUAUUUCGCGAACAAGCUUCCACAAGGGAGCCGCCCGGAGAGCAAAGGAUGACUCCACCUCCUCCGACGUGGACGGCGACGGCCGCACCACGAACGGCACCUCGACCCUGACCCUCGACAAUUGCUCUUCCAGCAGCUCCCAUACCACUCCGCCCCCGUCCUUGCCGACCCUGUCAUCCUCGUAUCUGCCGUACUUGUGCAAAGCAGAAACGUCCAAUCACCUGGGACCGCUCCCGCAGAGACCGGUUCCCAUCAGCUCUCCAUCGAGCCGGAGCAGUGGCGCAGUCAAUCAUAAAGUUAUCUUGAUCUAUGGUCAGAUAGGUGAUGCCCGAAACCCACCCGUGGAUGGCUCCGUUACCCUGAACCACCUAAACGACUCGUUCCCUUCCACAACUUGGCCUGUCCGCGAAUCCCAUUUCAAGGCACUGUUGCACCUGGUUCCGGGCCCAAACAAAGUUAGAUUAGACUUCCUGUCUAAAAAAGUCGCCAAUGCCACUGCACACCAGUCAGUCAUCAGUGUGAACUACUUGCCUAUGAUCAAUUGCCCGCCACUCCACCUCGUGAUCCUCCUUGCCAAGGACUCCCACGGUCAGUUUGAUACCGCUGAAAGCGCUUCGAAAAAAGAUAAUAGCCUAGAUGUCGCCGUUCGCAAAUUCCGCAUGGCUGCGUAUCUGUGGCAAGCGUUUACGCAAGAGCAAAUGUAUCGCAACAACUUUGCAAGGCGUUCAUUUCGGUUCGAAGAAGAGUGGCAGACCGGCACAAUUAGCUCCAAGGAUGCUGUCUCUCAUCAAAUGAGGAAUGAGGCCAAAAUCCACGUCAUUCGCUGCGAUAAAACGGUUGCGGAGCUGACAGAGCUGAGCCUUGGACGCGGUCACGCGCCAGGCCGUAACAAUGAGUUGUUUGAAAUUGUAAAAGCAGCCCUCGAUCAACGUUUUAUGCCACCGCCUGGCCAAAAGUCUUAUGUCACUGCAUUGAUUCUCGAUAACCAUUUCGACAGCAAGCUUCAAUCGGCCACUGGCCAUGCAAGAGUUGGAACCGCAGACAAUGGUCUCGAGUUAGCGGUUUUCGGCUCCCGUGGCCUACAAAGCUAUCCAUCUUGUAUUGAGGAAGUGGUUUCGGCAUUUACAGACUGCGCUCGACCCGAUACCGGUCCGCUAGCGAAUGGAAAUAAUGAAUGCGGCAGUAACUGGGAGAUGGCGACCGCUAGCCUCGGUGCGCAUCUUCGUGAAAUAGGUCGCGUGUUCGGUUGCUCUGAAAGAGAGAGUGGCAUAAUGAGCCAUGACUACCUCCGGUUCAAUAGAUCAUUUACGAGCUGGGAGCCGUACUGCACCAGGACCAAGGAACAGGGUUUACGUCUUUGUUUGGCCCAGGAUGAAACUAGCUGGCAUCGGCUGGAUGCGUUGCGUUUCCGUCUGCACCCUUGCUUCCGCCAUCCCAGUGACCCCCCUCCGUCUUCCAACGGCUCCAUCCACGUUUGGGCAGUCGACAGCAGCAAGAUCCUCCUAACGUCUAUGUCUGGGGUCGCGUUUAUCGAGAUUUAUACCGACGAAGACGACAUCUGCAUAGCAUAUUUUGACUAUAUGAAUGGCGAGUUGGGGAAUAGUAACAACGGACUCUCUAAGCAGGUCACCGUCACAGAAGACGAAAUUCGCGCUCGACUCCCUGAGAAUCGCAAAAAGGCAAGGAAGCUGAAACUUGUGAUCGUUUCUGGCUCACUGUGCAGUCACACUGUGGAAGACGUUUCUCUUCUCAAAGCCAAGGGUUCAAUAAUCAAACUCCCCAAUGGCCAGGCCGGGUAUCGGAGCAAUAACCUUGGUUUUGCGGCAUCUCUAGAGGCUCCACCCCAGGAUCUGAUCCUAGACUCUGCUGUUAUCCAGACCAAGUUGCUUACCUCGAUCAAAGUCCACCACAGUCCAUCUGCCGUUAAUGGCAUCGAGUUUUGUUAUGAAGACGCGACGUCUCAGUUUUUUGGAAGCCAACCGUCUCAACCUGCAAUUAUCAGUGAGCAUAUACUUGAUACGCGAAGGGGAGAGCUCUUAACAGGGUUUUACAUUCGAGCGGCGCACAAGGUUGAAGGACUUGGGAUUAUUACUAGCAUGGGGAAAAUAAACGGCGUUUAUGGCGACGCAACUGCAGGAGUUGGGUACGUUUUGUUAUCUUCAUCCUCCCUUGCGUCAAGAUGA